Molecule: messenger RNA, 2779 nt
Organism: Panonychus citri (citrus red mite)
Lineage: Eukaryota; Metazoa; Arthropoda; Arachnida; Trombidiformes; Tetranychidae
Product: prolactin-releasing peptide receptor-like
Exons: 2
Coding region: 1247-2779 (510 amino acids)
Biological process (GO): G protein-coupled receptor signaling pathway
Cellular component (GO): plasma membrane; neuron projection
Molecular function (GO): neuropeptide Y receptor activity; neuropeptide binding
Source: RefSeq, a predicted model, not a curated record
CUUGUUCCCAUAGAAUCUGAGACUGAAUUAAUGUUCAGUUCAUGUUGAAUUCACAUUGAACGAAGUCUCAUCUUUAAUAUUAUUAACCUUUUUUUCUGGUGUUUCGUAAAUUGUUUACAAUUAAAUUCUGUUCACUAAUUGUGCCAAUCAAAGGAGAGAAAAAGAGAUCAAGUGUGAAAAGUGACUGUUUAAUUGAUUUUGUCUCUUUCAUUAACAACAAUUAACCUUUGACACCAACAAUCAGUGCCAAUUGAAUUAAACAAUUUUGUUUCUUGUAGUUGUUUUGAUUAAUUGUCUGGUUUACACUCAAUUACUUACAAUUGACUCUGUUAAUUGCUUGUAAGCUCAACUAUAAUAUAAUCAAUUUCCAAACAAUUAACCAGAAAACUUGAUCAAAUUUAUGUGAUCACUUCAAGGUAAGUGUUAAGUAAAUGGAUAACAUUUGAAAAACAAUCAACAAUUAACACCAAAGAUCAACAAUCACCAACCUCUAAUCUAAAGGAACCAUUGAUAUAAAUACAACACCGAACGAGAUAAAACAGGAAAUAGGUAACAGAGGAUAAGCGAUGAUAAUAAGAAUUGAGAUGAUGACGAUAUAAGAAAAUGAUGACAUUAUCUUGAGCAUCAUCAUGAUGAACAUGAAGCAGAAAAAAAUACUGAGCAACAAUUUAGAAAUGGAAAAGAGGAAAAAAAUCCAACAAGGAAACGAAAUGAUCGGAAUCCUUGUAAAUGAUCAGUAAUCAUGUUUGGUGAAAAUCUCAUGGUAACAGAAUCAUCAUCAUCAUCUUCAUCGUAAUUACAGUUUACUAAGUGUUCUUGAUAAUCUCUGAUUGAAGAAAAAAGCACCAAGAAAAAAAAGAUAAACAUUCGUCUUCCUGAUAAAUUAUAUUCUUCUCUCAUCUUCCCAUCUCAUCAUCAUUUUCUUUACAUAAUCAACAAUAUAAAAAGAGAGAACGAUUAAUUUCCGGUUCCAUGUUCAUCUCAUAUUAAAAUCAACAAGAGCUCAUCAAGAAACAGUGAUAAUAUUUAUUACUUUUGCUGUGUCAUGAUAAUCAAAGUGAAAUCACCAUCAUCAUAAUCAUAAUCAUUGUUAAUCGUUAAUCUAGUUAAGAGUUGAUAUAAAUUAGCAAAAAAAAACGAAACUCCGACAACAUGAUUUCCAGAAUUUACUCUGAAUCUUUAUCGUUCUCAUCAUAACUGUAAAUCAUCGUAACCAUUGAACUUUUUGCUGAGCAUCUUUUACAUUAUGAGCUCAUCUUCAUCAUCAACAUUAAGCCAAAUGAGUGCAGUUUCAUCUGCAUCAAUUUCAUCACCCACCUCAUCAGGAUCAACAACCGGAUCAACUUCAUCAUCAUCCAUCAGUGAAAAUGAUGAGAUACAAACGAUCAUCGGGAUGAUAAAAAAUUCAUCCUUCAUCGAUAUUGGUCUUUUGAACAACCUUUCGACAAAUGCUUUAUACACUUUACGGAAUUACACUUUGGCCAAUAACAUAAGUCUCCAUUUUGACCUUGAUAAGCCCAUGAAACGGACGGUGGGCGAUGAUUAUCUUGAACACCGACCCGCUCUUCAAGUUUUCUUUUACUGUCUUUAUGCUCUCAUCUUUCUGAUCGGUAUUUGUGGUAACACUUUGGUCUGUUACGUUGUCUUCCGUAAUAAGCAAAUGCACACAGUGACCAAUCUGUUUAUCACCAAUCUCGCUCUUUCGGACAUUCUACUUUGCAUAUUUUCCGUUCCCAUUACACCUUUAUAUCUAAUAUUUUACAAAGAGUGGGUCUUUGGUAAGGCUUUGUGUCACCUUGUCCCAUAUGCUCAAGGAGUCUCCGUGUACAUCUCAGCGUUUACCUUAAUGUCCAUUGCCAUAGAUCGUUUUUUUGUCAUCAUUUAUCCAUUUAAACCUCGAAUGAGGAUAAACGUUUGCCUAACAAUAAUCACUUUUGUCUGGAUAUCGGCGGCAUUAUUGACUCUUCCGUACGGGCUUUUUGUCAAAAUGGUUGGUGAUGAGAGAGGCGAUCACUAUUUGUGCGACGAGUUUUGGCCUGUAGAAGAAUCGAGGAAAGCCUUUGGCUUUUCAACGAGUGUACUACAGUUUGUUAUUCCUUUUACCAUAAUAACUUUCUGUUACAUUCGAGUUUGUGGUAAAUUAAGAGAUCGAGCAAGAUCAAAACCCGGAGAAAAGUCGGUUAAAAAAGAUGAAAUUGAAAGGGAAAGGACAAAACGUACUAAUCGUAUGUUAAUCUCAAUGGUGGCCAUUUUUGGCAUCUCCUGGUUACCCUUGAAUAUCCAUAAUCUUGUUACCGAUUUUUACAUUCCCGCCGGUGAAUGGGAAUACUUUAAGCCUUUCUUUUUCUUGGUCCACGCGGUGGCCAUGUCGUCCACUUGUUACAAUCCCUUUUUGUAUGCUUGGUUGAAUGAAAAUUUUCGAAAAGAGUUUAAGCAAGUUCUACCCUGUUACACGAAUUCGGGUCCACCAUUUCCAUUUCGUCGAGCGACUUCAGUCGGAGGUGGAGGUAUAAUGACCGAAGGUCAAGGUAAUGGAACUAAAAACACUGAAGGAAACGGAGGAAGUGGACGAAGUGUAGGAGGAGGUGGAGGUGGUGUUAGUGGGAGAAAUGAUGGAAAUGGAUCGUUCAAGUUGGAAAAAGCUUGUAAUGGUCAUGAGCUUAUCCAUCGAACCUGUGAUUCUAAAAGUCCGGCCUCAAUUAUCCCCAUCAUGGUGAUAAUGAUCAUGAAAAUCACCAUGAGGAUUAUGAUGAUGAUGGAUUUGAUGAUAGACCAUUAA